AGCUGGCCACUCUGGCUCAAGCGACCACGCUAGUCACUUAGUCUGUUCCAUACCUUUACGCCAUCUUACGUACCACGAAGUGCAACAUGAGGAAUUGUGGAUUCACGUUGUUGAUUUUGCUAAAGCGCGUGACAGCCAUUCAACAUUCCUUUGAUGGUACCGUUCUCAGACGGGAAGGGUUAGGCGGCCAUGAGGGUAGGAUCCCAUGGCAGCUUGUCAUGACGGCGAAGCAGGGGUCUAUCGAUGAGUUGCCACCAGAGCUGCGAGACAACGUUCGCAAUACUUUGCAUCUGAACCCUAAUCUUCGGGUGCGAUUCCUUAAUGACACCGGUUGCAGCGACUUCAUUGCUUCCAAUUUCGGGUCCGAGUUGCAUUCCGCGUACGUCAACGAGAAGUACGGAGCUUACCGCGGUGAUAUUUGCAGAGCGGCGGUGGUUGCGCUCGAGGGAGGUUUUUAUGCGGAUUUAGACAUGCAGUUCCGCGUUCCUUUCUCGGAAAUGGUAGACGACAACACAACUUUCAUGAGUUCGUUUGCCCAGGAUUGUGAGAUUUUGAAUGCUGUUUUCGCGGCUGAGCGCGGCAGCAAGGUAAUGCAACAUGUUGUUCAGGCGAUCAAGGGUUGGUACAUUGGGAAUGAGCAUAUUUCUGGAUUGAUGGGUCCGGUGACGAUGAUGCACGGGCUACAGAAAGUGGUGCAGGAUGAGUGCCCAGGGGUAAAUAUCAAGAGAGAAAGUUCCCAUGGGCCUGAAGUUCAAUGUGGACCUCACCAGAGUUUCCAGCUCUACAGGGAGCAGCAUUUCAAGUGCAAGUCGGGUAUGGGAAACGAUCGUCGCUACUUGGAGGCGCAUCCCGAGUGCACGCCAGCGCGGAUCGCCAACAAUUAUUUAGGCGCGCAUUACGGCAUUUUCAGGCCCACGGAGGGGAAGGUACGGGGGCCUCUUCUGGCGUGGUCCCGCUUUGACACCUGCAAGGAGUCGGGAUGUGAGCAGGCGGGCAGGAGGGAGGCCGCACCGCCGGCCGCACCGCCUCCAGUAAUCUGUACAGCAUGAUGUAAAUCCUUCGGUUGGCAGCGAUGCAUCGUUUGCUCCCCUCUAGUGGUAGUGGCGCGGUCACUUCUGCCACGGCUGAGCUUCUGGCAGCCGUGGGAUCGAUCGCGUCUCGCUGCGUUCCCUCUUCUGCGUUGGCUUCUCGGCCUGCUUGACCUCGGAGAGGGGAUGCGCACCGUGGUGUGCGACCCGCGGGACGAUGGAGGGGGCGUUUGAAGGUUUACAGCAGCCUUGCCAGCUACCACGCCUCGACGUGACAGGGGGCGCGGUGUCGGGUGAUGGAGGGAGUGAGUCUCGACCAUGCGCGACGCGGCGGCGUUCGAUCGUUUCACUCUGGCCUCCCGCGCUGCCCGCGGCAGGGGCGAGCCGGCUGCUUGCUCCACGUCCGUGUUCGACGGCCCUCGCACGGUAGGUUCGCGUCGCGCCGUCCAGCAGCGACCCCGCCACGGGCGCUCAACGCUGAACGCCGCCUGCAGUCCCACAGCGGUCGAUGUGGAGCGAUCUGGCGUUUCAGAAACGGCCAAGCGUUCAAAUGUGAGCGGUACCCGCGGCGUCAGAACCCGGCUCCGAAGUGGGCACGGCACGGAUUUGCCGUUAGGUGGGCGCAGGCAGGGACCAGAGGGCGUUCGGCGAGCGCGUGAGUUCUGCCGUUUUGCGACGCGCCUCUUGCCCAGCGCCGUGGAGUUUCGUGGGAGGUCGACGCGAGCACGUCGUUUUUGAGAGCCGGAGCUCGCCGAGGCAAGCCAUCGCGGUGCGCGCGCAGCCCGCGAUGUUGCUCGUGUUGCGAAGGCCUUACGGUUGGCGCCGUCGGCUUUGAAGGCGGGACCUCCCUUGGGACCCCCGCAAGCGACCCCCCCCCCCAGAACCCGCGGGGACCCUGGGGGAUGCGGUAUUUUUACCACGAGGAAUGAUAAGGAUGUAGUUACGACGCCCUCGAGGAGCUGCCUGGUGACCGCCCGUGCUCCGCCUGCGGGCGUGACAGCGCGCGAUGUUUGUUUAAGCGCAGCUUGUCCGAGAUCUCCUCCCCCUCCUGACACCCCUUCAGCCCGUGCAACUUCUUUCAAGACAGUGUGCGAAAAAGCAGG
Molecule: messenger RNA, 2131 nt
Organism: Prorocentrum cordatum
Lineage: Eukaryota; Dinophyceae; Prorocentrales; Prorocentraceae
Source: the annotation of a GenBank genome assembly